This is a messenger RNA of Chlorella variabilis, 498 nucleotides long. RefSeq names its product expressed protein. Lineage: Eukaryota; Viridiplantae; Chlorophyta; Trebouxiophyceae; Chlorellales; Chlorellaceae. Bases 1 to 498 code for a protein of 165 amino acids. The transcript has 3 exons. The record is from RefSeq and is a predicted model, not a curated record.
AUGGCGGUCGUGGUGCCCCGCGCGCUCCUUGCGUUGCUGCUGCUAUCGGUUAGCGGCCUGGUCGCCGCACAGCGAGAUUGCUACGGCGCUGUGGUGGAGGUCACGGUGCUUUCCGACGAUGACUCCACGCCCCUGGAUGCCUUCUACGGCUACCCGGGGCCCUUUGGGAUGGCCCUGAACGACACAGCCACCGAGCAGUACCCCGUGGCGGUUGCCGACCCGGUCAACGCCUGCGGCAAGGUGGCGCAGGCGCCCACGCCCGGCGCCGCCGCCGUGGUCGCCCGCGGCAACUGCAGCUUUGCGGACAAGGCGUGGGCGCUGCAGCGGGCUGGCUACGGCGCGAUGCUGCUAUUCAACAAUGAGGAAGAGUGUGUGCUCAUGUCGGCCAACCGCACCGAGGCGCAGGGCCUGACCCUGGCGGUGGCCAGCUUGACCCAGGAGACCGGCGCCCUGCUGCAGCAGCUGCUGGCGGAGCACGCGGCGGGCGGCUCCGCGUGA